AUGGAUGAAGAUGACAGCCAAGACGAGCUGAUCAACCGUGCUUCCAUAAACAAAGGGAAAAGAGCUGCGGCAUGGACCAUCUCUGAUGAUUCUGAUGACGAUGGAUCAGAAGAGUUAGAGUCACAGAGUGAAGAGGAUGAAGAUGGACCAUUAGAUGAGGAAGGUGAUGAAGAUGAGGAGGAAGAUGAAGAGGAAGAUGAUGAUGAUGUGCCUAAGGAGGAAGGUGCAUGUGCAGGGACCUCAGCAGAAGCAGAGGUGAGCUCUGACGAAGAGGCAGAGAAAUGUGCCAUCUGCCUCCAUUCAUUUAACAGACAGCCUGUGGCCACACCGGAGAACUGUGAGCACUACUUCUGUCUUGAUUGCAUCCUUGAAUGGUCAAAGAAUGCGAACUCUUGUCCAAUAGACCGAACUAACUUCAAAGUUAUAUAUCUAAGAACAUGCUUUGGAGGCAAGGUGCAGAAAGCGAUCACUGUACAAAAGCCUGCCAAGCAGUGUGAGGAGGAGACAGUAGAUGUGGACCUAGAGGAGACGAGCUGUGAAGUGUGUGGAGGAAGUGACCGUGAAGACCGGCUUUUGCUUUGUGAUGGGUGUGAUGCUGGAUAUCACAUGGAAUGCCUUACACCACCACUUGAUGCUGUUCCAGUUGAAGAAUGGUUUUGCCCAGAAUGUGAAGCCAAUAACCGCCAAUCAAGAGCUUCAGCCACAGAAACAAGUGACACAGACAGCCUUCCUUCCACUGCACGUCGUGCCUCUAGCCGUGCUCACACUCAAGUUGGCCAGACCCGAGCUAUUGCCCGCACCCAGCACAGCGAGAGAGUUCGAGCCAAUGUCAAUCGCCAUCGCAUCACACAGGCACGCUCUCAGGAGUUUGCUCCUACAUAUCUGAUACGAUCUACCUGGCUGGAUGAGACCAUAAAUGCUGUUGUGGCGGGUCUAAACACUGCAGAGUAUGUACGAGAUUUAACCUCUCGACCUUCAUCAUCACGGCGCUGUAAAAGAAAAGUCAAAAGGAGAAAAACUUCAAGUAUAAAGGCAAAAGCAGCUGGUAAGGGAGUCAAGAGGCGAAAAAGGAGAGUGAGAAGGACAAAAUCCAGGAGGAAACCUGUGUUGAAAAAAUCGCUCAAUGCUCGACCAUCAGAAAGUACUCUGAGCAAUAUGAGGGCGGAUAUUGGUGCAGCUUCUCUAUCCAUCUAUGGAGAUCCAUUUGAUCUGGACCCUUUUACAGACCGUGAAGAUGAAGAACAGAGCCACGAGUCUGCACUGCUAGAAGCCAAGAGGCGUGGCAUCUCACGCUCUGCCUUCCGCUCUCAUCAGCCUGUGGCUCGCCCAGUUGGUCUCUCCAGAAGGUCUGUGAGCAUUCCACAAGUGACCAGUGUUGUUGAAGCAACUCCUGUACCUGAUCUGCUGGGCAGCAUACUCUCCGGGCAAAGCAUGCUUUUAAUGGACAGUUCAGAUGUGGUUAUAAAUCGUGACGGUUCGCUUAAGGCUACAAAGCCAAUGAGUUUAACCAACACAAUAAGACAAGACAUCGAAAAAAAGAAGACGCUCGCUGUCCAAAGACGAGAAGAGAACCAGGUCAUCUUCCACCUCCAGCAGCCGGGAGCGAUCGAGGACCAAGAAACAUAA
This is a messenger RNA of Knipowitschia caucasica, 1626 nucleotides long. The record is from the annotation of a GenBank genome assembly. NCBI's taxonomy places the organism in Eukaryota, Metazoa, Chordata, Actinopteri, Gobiiformes, Gobiidae.